AAAAAAAAAAAAACAAUUGUAUGAAGUAUUUCAAGUUUUUGUAACAUAUCUGUAGCCUACAUGUUUAUUGUGAAUGAGCUAUGGAAGUCUUGCACAGUCAAUCGAAUGAGAAGAAGCAUAAAGUUCUUCACUUUUUCAUACGGAACGAAAAAUUCUCAAGAAAUCUUAACAAAUUUGUGCUAAUUGUGCUAGAAAAGGCGGUGCUACUAAAAAUGCAGCCUACUCGAUGUAGAAUAGGGCGCAAAAGUGAAAAUUAUAGUUUUUCUAAAGUAAAUUAAAACUAAAAAAGCAAAUUCACGUGAAUUAUAGAAGACAGACGUAUAUAUGGCACAUAUAUAUAUUUAUCGGCUGCGAACGGGCUCACACAAGGCUACAUCAAAGGAGACCACAAAGUAGAGAAUAAAGAGAAAAGUCAAAAACAAAAACGCAGAAAUAUAGUGUAAUAAGAAAGACGAAAACAUAUGAGUAGGUGUUGCGACUGUGCGGUGGAUAAACGAAUAAAAGCAAAAAGUAAAAGUUUAAGGUGUGUGUCAGAACGCCAGUAAAGCCACAAUAAAAAAAAAAUAAUAAAGAAAAGUGAGUAAAGUGCGAAUAACGAAAUAUUUGCUAAAAUCUAAAAAAACAAAACGAUAUUAGCCAGGAAGGCGUUUUUGGAAUUAAAGGUGGCCAGAAAGUGAACAAGGCAAAAACCUUCAAAAUUCAAAAAUGUCAUAAAACAAAAGGACAGGUAGAGUAGCUGAUAAGAGAAUUAAAACUGAAUAUUUAGAGACAUAGUGGAAGAUAAAACAUUCGAAAUUGUUUGUUUAAGUCUUGCUAUAUGUUUCAUCUUUGUGCAUAAACGGUAUACAUUUAUUAAAUUAGUGAUGAAGAGAAUGAAAAUAAACGAAAGCGUGCAGUACAAAAUAUUACAUUUCAAACAUUUUCCUAUUGACCAAGACAUACAGAUCGAUUCGCAUUACCAAUGAGACAUGCAAAUCGUUUUGCGGAACAGCAGCGACAACAACAUCAACGCUUUCUGAAACAAAUAUACGAUCCACUUUAAGUCCAAACAAUUAAGUUUGAACAUAAAACCAAAUUAGCAAAGAAAAAAAUUGUGUGAAGUCUGCUUGCUAUUUUCAGUGCAUUCUAUGAAAUUAAAUAGGAAAAUAGAAAACUAAAAGACAAUCACAAUCAGAAUAAACGAAAGAAAAUACGAAAUUCUGUAAAUCAAUUGUAGUCAACGAUGGAGUUCCGAACUCGUUCAAAGUGGAUGCUCUUAGAAUUGUUCGUAUUUUGCGGACUGUCGCUGUUUACUCAGGAGGCGGCAGCACAUGUGCUGGUCUAUCGCAGAAUAAAUAGUUUGUUUUUCUCUUUUUCGCAGUUAAUUGAACAGUAUAAUGAUCUGCCAGCGCAAUUCGGUCCGAGUCUACCGGCGAAUGGUAUAAAAGUCUUUGCCAUACCAGCAGCUAAAGAUGAAUAUGCCUGCGGUCCAGUGGACGUGCCACCACGCGAGGGCUAUCCCAAUAAUGCGAAAUAUGUCAUUAUAAUCGAGAGAGGAGGCGGCAUAAACUGUACUUUUGAGAAGAAAGUGCGCAAUGCGCAGGCGUCUGGUUUCGAUGCUGUCAUCGUAUUCAAUAACGAUGGCGAUGAUUUGGAGCAAAUGUCUGCGAAAAAUGCGAGCGGCAUCUAUAUACCGGCAGUGUUUGUUGGCCACACAACUGGCAUAAGUUUGAUGACAUUCUUUACACCAGAAGUGAUAUUGGUGAUAAACGAUGAGCUGCCAUUCAACAUCAAUACACAAUUGAUUUUACCAUUUUCGAUUUUAAUUGGGCUAUGUUUCCUUAUAAUGAUUUUCUACAUGAUUUACAAGUGUGUGCGUGAGGAACGUCGCUUGCGCCGGCACCGCCUACCAAAGAAUAUGCUUAAGAAACUGCCGAUCUUGAAAUACACAAAAAAUUGUGAUCUCUCACAGGACACCUGCGUCAUCUGUUUGGAUGAAUUUGCCGAGGGCGACAAAUUGCGUGUGCUGCCGUGCAAGCAUCCUUAUCAUAGUCACUGCAUUGAUCCUUGGCUAACGGAAAAUCGUCGCGUUUGCCCCAUUUGUAAACGGAAGGUUUUUACGAAACGCCAGCCGCGCGUAAGCAGGACGAAUCGACAAUCUUCAUUGGAUAGUGUAACAGAUACAGACGACGACACAACACCUCUGCUGCCGGCCACACAACCGGCUCGGGUCGGUGGUAGCAGGCAGAAUAGCAGCAAUGCGACAAGCAGCAACAGUGCCGUUAAUAGUGCACGUAGCGCAGUCUCAGCUGGUGGUCGACGCAAUGGUCAUAGUACUACAACAACACGGCAUGGCACUUUUAGGCGUGCACCAACGCACGAUAGCCACUAUGUCACCGAUGUCACUUCCGAUGAAGAGAAUGUACUAGCGUCACAAAACUCCCCCGCCCGCAGUGCACGUCGUGUAAAUCCUUUCGAUCGUAGACCGAAUAUUCCACCGCAUGUUGCCGAACAACUGACCACAAAUAGACGCUCAUUCUGGCGGCUAUCGUUAUUGAGCUUCUUCCGCCGACCACAGUCUAUAAGCGUUGCAGCGCCACACUUCCUCGAGGAAGUCCCUCAGCUACCGAUCAAUGUUGCCAUUGCGAUAGAUGCUGCAAUAGCAACAACAACAGCACGUGCUAAUGCGGCCAGUAGUGCACCAUUAGUUAACACAGCCCCACUAGCAGUGGCUCAUUCAUCGAACAACAUUCUCAAUCCGAAUUUAGCUGGUUCCUUCAAAGAAUGCGAUGAUGAUGACGACGACGACGAUAAUGAGCUGCCGCAGCAAUCGAUAUAUGAGCCAGUCACAGUUAUAACGCGUAAUGAAAAUAAUAAUACGAACGGCAGCGAAAUAGUUGCACCAAGACGACAACAACAGCAGCAGCAGCAGCAGCAAACACAGGUACCAGCGCCAGCCACACGCACGCAACGCAUAUGAGUGUGAACUCCACAGAUGUGGUCGUCACAAACUACUAGAGCUAGCACCAAAUCAGACAUAGCCUUCGAAGUGUGGUGGAGUGAGAAUAGCAACGUUUAUAUUUUAAAUGAAAUGAUAUGUAGAAAUAAGUGAGUUGUAUGUAUACAUAUGCAGGUGUGGUCAUAACAAUAUAUGCGUGUGUGCGUGCAAAAGAAGCGACCACGAGCGUUGGAAGCGUCACAACCUCCGGUGCUAAUGCUGCAGAUGUUAAUGCUUAUUGAGGAAGCUACAAGAAAUUGUGUGACACUAAGUGUGUGGAAACAACUGUAAAUUUUAUAGUUUUAUUAAUUUUUAAUUAUUUGAUUAGAAUUUUACAAAAUGUGUAUACAUAAAAUGUGAUUUAAUAUUGGCUUCGGUAAUUUGUAGUGUGCGUGCUUGUAUACACACAUACAUACAAACAAUACUUAGUUAUAGGAAAAUACGAAUGUAAUUUUUAUCAUCUUACCGCUAUGUAAGUACAUGUAAGCAUAGAUGAGAAUGCAAAAUACGUACUGCAAUUACCAUAGUAAAAACAAAUGCUUAACAAAAAAAAAAAUUAAUUGAAAAUAAACUGUUGCAAGUAAAACUAAUAUAUAUGUGUAAGCAGCAACUAUUAUAAUAUCAACACAGCAACCAAAUUGUCUACAUACGUCAUUCUAAUAAUAAAUAAUUAUAUAAGAAACUGUAUACAUGCAUAUACACAUAUAUAUUUUUGCAAUUAUAAUCUAUUUUUAGUUAAUCAAAAACAAAGACAUUUGUAUUCUUUCAUUUAUUGCCGUUUUGUGCAUCAAAAAUUAAGCUAUUUAUGCAGUUUUAUUUACCACAACACUUCAUACCACAAAUAUUGACAGUUACUGUACUUUGGUCGAACUGGAUAUAUGCGCAUCUGUGGCCAAAAAGUUCAAACUACAAUUUUUCGAAAACAUUUUGAAUAUCAAAUACAACUAAUUUUCUAAAACUUCUUCUUCUGAUGUACAAAAAUUAUGUUGGGUUGGACUCUCAGCUAAUUUUAGCUAAUUUACACUGUUCUACAAGGCAUCUGCAGAAUAUAUGUACAUAUGUUUUUAUACCAACCUACUUAUUCACAUUUGUAUAUGAAGUUCUUUAUUUCUUGCAUCGUACGAUUUUUUAUUGUGUGGCUUUAAUUUAUAUUUACAUUGGUAUAUAUUAUUUUUUUUUACUUAUUGUUCAUCACCUUCACCUCAUAUAUAUGAUGUUUGUGAUUUAACGUAUGCAAUAGAUUUAACUUAAGGUUACCAACUAUAGCAUUGUAAUAACAUGAAAUGACUAAAGGAAAUAUAAUCAAACUUUAACCCGACCUAGGAGAUCGCGUCAAAUGUGAAAUGUAAAUAUAUAUUGUUCCAACAACAAAAUACAUGAAUAAAUGACUAAUAUUUUAUUCCAAAUAAA
Bactrocera oleae (olive fruit fly) is the source of this 4387-nucleotide messenger RNA. The record is from RefSeq and is a predicted model, not a curated record. NCBI's taxonomy places the organism in Eukaryota, Metazoa, Arthropoda, Insecta, Diptera, Tephritidae.